Oikopleura dioica is the source of this 864-nucleotide messenger RNA. The record is from the annotation of a GenBank genome assembly. NCBI's taxonomy places the organism in Eukaryota, Metazoa, Chordata, Appendicularia, Copelata, Oikopleuridae.
AUGCGCUUUUACGCGCUCUGCAUUGCUUCCGGAUCUGAGCUUUUGGGCUUUGCGCUGCAUGGUGCUGCGAUUUUGUCUGGAUCCUGGGUUUCAGUUGAUCUAACAGAAGACUCAGAAGACUUUUAUCUGGAGGCAGGAAUAUGGGGUUAUUGCCGAACAGAUGUUUCAAAAGGAAAUGUCUACUGCGCAGAUUUCAAUUCCUUGUCUCACAACAGAAACAGCCGUCUUGGGUCAAUGAUUUAUCAUUCCGUCGAAAUGAGCUCGGAAACCCUUCUCAUCCUCAAAACGACCAGCAUUCUUUCCUUCAUCAUCUCCAUCUUUUCCAUUCUCGCCGCCUACAUGGGCAACAAAUACUCUCAAAAAUGCGAAGAAAGCAAAAAGUCCAAAGAAAUUCUUCCUGCUAUUAUUUGGCUGAGUGGUGCUCUGAUUGGUUUUGGAAUCAGUUUGUUGUUGCUGUUUUCUUGCCUGCUGGUUUAUGUCAGUUCUUAUGGAAGUUUGAGAUACGAUUACUUAGAUUAUGAUGAGCUUCAAUAUAAGUGGAGUCGAGGAGUCAUCUACAUUUCCGUCACCCUCGUUUUAAAAAUCAUCACAAUCAUCAUCCUACAUUUUCUUGGAUUUCUCACGAUUUCUUCCUUGUCAAAACAGACCCAAGCUGCGCCGAUUCCGUCGAUAGAAACGAGCGAAAAACAAGAUGACCUUCAGAGCAGCGAGUUCAUGAUCAAACAGGGGCGAAGUCCAAGUGUUUUCUCCGUCGAUACUCAUGAAGGAAGACAGCAAGUGAGAAACAGCCCGUAUAUGAGGCAUUUGAUGAAAGGGCAGAAAAAUGGAGCGCCGGGAAUGGCCUAUCAAAUGGAACCAAGGUAA